UCGCUCUGCAAAGACAGUGGGCCCCGUUCUCGAGUCCUAUUUCAACCCAACACCGUCGUCCACCGCGUAUACAGCCAGCAGUUCAGAAACUCCCACUCCCCACUAAACUCUGAUCCAUCUCUCUCUCUCACCGGAGAAAGAGAAGCGGAAAUGGCGAAGAACUCGAUACUCCGUACAUCCCGCUCUGUUUCACUUGCGGAUCGGGUCUCCGGAGGAGUUCACGGUAGAUCCACCGAUGGCGGCUUCACCUUCAAGUGUUUCGCUUCCGCCCUCACCCUAGCCGUUUUUCUCUUUUUGGCUCUCUCUUUACGCUAUACUACCUCGUCGCGUCCUUCCCAUCUGAACAUUGGGAUUCCACAUGAUGAACAUGGAGUUGGGCCUUUACGAAGAUCUGUACUGGCUCUGAAAUCGGAUCCUCUAAAGCCACGACUUGAUCUGAUAAGGAAGCAGGCGGAUGAUCACCGUGCUCUUGCUCUGGCUUAUGCUUCCUAUGCUCGAAAGCUCAAACUCGAGAACUCAAAACUUGUUCGGGUCUUUGCUGAACUGUCUCAAAACUAUACAGAUUUGAUUUCAAAGCCUUCGUACCAAGCACUGUUUCAAUCGGAUGCCAAUUCACUUGAUGAAUCAGUGCUUCGGCAGUUUGAGAAGGAGGUGAAAGAAAGAAUCAAAGUCACACGUCAAGUCGUUGCUGAGGCAAAGGAGUCUUUUGAUAACCAGCUAAAGAUUCAGAAGCUAAAAGAUACCAUUUUUUCUGUAAAUGAUCAACUAACAAAAGCAAAAAAGCAAGGUGCAUUCUCAAGCUUGAUUGCUGCAAAAUCAAUUCCCAAAAGCUUGCACUGUGUGACUAUGAGGCUAAUGGAGGAGCGCAUUGCACACCCAGACAAGUACACCGAUGAAGGAAAGCCCACUCCACCUGAAUUUGAGGAUCCCAAACUUUACCAUUAUGCCAUAUUUUCUGACAAUGUCGUUGCAGCUUCAGUUGUGGUGAAUUCAGCCGUGAAGAAUUCAAAAGACCCACAUAUGCACGUGUUUCAUGUUGUCACUGAUAAGAUGAAUCUUGGGGCUAUGCAAGUUAUGUUCAAGAUGAGGGACUAUAAUGGCGCCCACAUUGAAGUUAAGGCUGUUGAGGAUUACAAGUUCUUGAACUCUUCGUAUGUCCCAGUUCUUCGACAGCUUGAAUCGGCUAAUCUGCAGAAGUUUUACUUUGAGAAUAAGCUCGAAAAUGCUACAAAGGACACCACAAAUAUGAAAUUCAGAAAUCCAAAGUAUCUGUCAAUAUUGAAUCAUCUUCGGUUCUACUUGCCUGAAAUGUACCCAAAGUUGCACAGGAUCUUGUUCUUGGAUGAUGAUAUAGUUGUUCAGAGGGAUUUAACUGGCCUUUGGAAGAUAGAUAUGGAUGGUAAAGUGAAUGGAGCCGUGGAGACUUGUUUUGGCUCAUUCCAUCGUUAUGCACAAUACAUGAAUUUCUCUCAUCCUUUGAUCAAAGAGAAGUUUAACCCUAAAGCUUGUGCAUGGGCGUAUGGGAUGAACUUCUUUGACUUGGAUGCUUGGCGCAAUGAAAAAUGCACUGAACAAUACCAUUACUGGCAGACUCUGAAUGAAAACCGAACUUUGUGGAAAUUGGGAACACUACCUCCGGGUUUGAUAACAUAUUACUCCACAACAAAGCCACUGGAUAAGUCUUGGCAUGUUUUAGGGCUUGGCUACAAUCCAAGCAUCAGCAUCGACGAAAUUGACAAUGCUGCAGUUGUCCACUUUAAUGGAAACAUGAAGCCAUGGCUUGAUAUUGCCAUCACCCAAUUUCGGCCACUUUGGACAAAAUAUGUUGAUUUUGAGAACGAGUAUAUCCAGGCUUGUAACUUUGGGCUUUAAGUGGUGGUAAUAGUUGAAGCUUUGUUCAAAAGAUUCAUUCAACUAAUUUAUCCACGUGUCUGAAGUCUCUCCACGCCCUCCUACACAUAAAGUUAGUAUUUAUUCCAUCAUAGAACCUUAGUUUUAGCAUAUUUACUUUCUGAAAUAGUUUACAUUCUACAAUCUCCAAUUGUCCAUAAUUGUUAUCUAUUUUUAUGGUUGAACUUUAAUCAUGCAUAAAGUUUCAUUCAUCAAUGUUCAAGUAUUUUUCACAUUACAAAUACAUGGCAGGCAUGCAGGCAGCUUAUAUAGUACUCCUCCCCGGUAUCAUGUUCUUCUACGUAAUAAACAAAUGUUUUGUUCGGCUAACACUUUUACGCAUCUACAUAACCUUUAUGCUGCUGUUUUUUAAAUGUGCUGUGGAAGCUGGAUUCCUUCUACCUUUAGUUGUGCAUACAGUUAAAAGGGUAAUGAUAAGAGUGUUGCUAGGAACAUUGAUGAUAUUCAGCCACCAAAAAGGGCAAACAGAAGACAUUGUAGAAUUUAGCGAGACUGGCAUUUCUUAUAGUUUUAAGUCUUGUGCUUAGAUAGAUGUGUUUGGAUGGAAAGGUUGAUGGCUGAUCAUUCAUAUAGGAAAAUGAGGUAUGUGUAAAUGUGCAUUGAGUUGGGAGGGGGGUCUCUUUUCAGAUCCAUUUUGGAGAGAAACAUGUUUUACUAGAUGAGGAAUUAUUUUCCUCAUUUUUUUUAUCCAAUCAAGAGAUAGUUAUAGACAAAUCCCAUCUUCUAUUCUUUCCCCCAUCCAAACACGUUUCUUCAUGUCCUCUGCAUGGAAUCAUGUGGGGAGCUUUCUUUCUCAGUUCCUGAUGACAAUCUGGUAUUUAGUUCACUUUGAAUUUGAUGGUAUAUACAAUUAUACAAAAAAGCAUGUAUGUAUAUGAAGUCGUUAGGUAAUGGAAGAAUAGACAAGAUCUCAAUGAAAGUGAUGGUAUGCAUUUUUAGCAUGUUAACUGAUUCACCCUAUAGAAUACAUGUUUUUUUUUUAAUUUUCAGCAUAGUUGCAGGAUUUAGAUGUGUCAUAGUGAGCUGCCUACCCUAAAUUCGCAUAUAGAGAAAGGGUUGUUAUCGGUCAUGAUUCACAUGGCCCUAUCAUUCAAAAAUAUAUUAUACGGAGUAUGUAGUAUAUGUUUUUGAAUGGAAGGCCCAUGUGUGUCGCGGCUAGUCACUCUCUUUCUUCUGUAUGAACAUCUUGAAUGUAGUAUCUCCACUACUACUGCAAGGAUGAAACCCCUCCACCCAGUGGUGGACCCACCAAGGGUCCCACGGGGUCCCGGGAUCCCAUGAACUUUCAAAAAAUACCUAUAUACGAAGUAUAUUAUAUGUAUUUUAUAUAAAUUAAUAAUACAAUGUAUAUGUAAGGCGAAAGCUAAUUGAGAACAUGAAGUUGGCAUUGGAGCAAUGUAUAUGAAGCGCGCUUGAAUUUAAAAGUAUCCACUUCACAGAGGUGCAGAGGUCGAUUCCCUUAGCCCCUUAGGCAUCACUUUUUGUUUUCCCUCUAUUUAUUUAUUUUUUGAGAAAGGAAGAUUUUAUUCAUAACAAUAAAAGUGCAAUACAAGAAGCUAAAUAAAAGUAAAAAAGUACAAAAAAAAGAGAAUACAAAGAAAAAGAAAUAAAGAAAAAACUAGACCCAAGGGAAAUCUCUGGACUGUGAUCUAGUCCUCAUGCUAUGUCGCCUUUUGUUUUGUUGAGAUUUCUUGUAAAUUUUGAGUUGUGUGUUUAGGUUUUUUGUCGGCAGAUAGUUUUCUAGGGUGACGAGCUUUGAUUUACGGCAAAUCCUUCUGUUGAAUUUGGAGUUCCCAAUUUCUUCCUUGUUUGAUAUAGAAGGGCGACGAUCAUUAUUAGGGAUAACAACAUAAAUAGUACUAACAUUGAUACAUAGCAAUUCUUUACUAAAACAUUAGUCAUUUACUACCUCCGUCCCACUAACAUUGGGACGGAAGGAGGUGACACGGUUAUUAAGAAAAGUUGAUUUAUGUGGUUGAUAUUGAAUUGAUAAAGUGGGAAUAAACCAAAAAUGAUUUAGAGCCACACAAACUUUACCAAAUUUGGUAUGAGACAAUCUUAGUUGGAUUUCCUGAAAAGGUAAAAUGGAACAAUAUUAACGGGACAGAGGGAGUAAUUCAUAAAAAACUGGUAUCAAAAUAUAAAGUUAGUAAGUGUAUUUCCGAAUAUUAUUUAUUGGUUCGAUAUUAGUUUUUAAUGUCUUAUUAGUGGAUUUUUAAAAUAAAAAAUGACUCCAUUUUAUUUUUGUUGUACACUCCAUUUUAAAAAAGUGACUCUAUUUCUAAAGUAUGUAUUAUUAUUGGUUCUAAAUCCCGGAGGUUUUAAGCUUUGGUACUCGGGUGAGAGAGGAACAAAAAUGGAGUAGGCAUUAUGGUGGCAUAUGAUUAUGUUGGGGUGUGGUUGAAGUGUUUAGGAAGAACGAUCGCAUCAUGAGCAUUAAGUUGAUAAUAGGGGAUGAGAUCGUGUCCGUGGUUAGUGCCUAUGCACCACAAGUGAGAUUGGAUCAUCUAUCACUCAACAAUUUUGGGAGGAUCUUGAGGAAGUGGUGUGACGAGUGUCAAGGGGAGAGAAAUUGGUCAUAGGAGGCGACCUCAAUGGACAUGUGGGCCCAAGUCGUGAUGAUUUUGAGAGUGUCCAUGGCGGACAUGAUUUUGGCCCUAGAAAUGAAGCGGGGAAGAACAUUCUGGAUUUUGCCUCGACAUAUGAGUUGGCUGUGAUGAACACUUGGUUCAAGAAAAGAGACUAUCACCUUGUCACCUAUAGAAGUGGAGCUAAUAGUACCCAAAUUGACUACUUUUUAGUACGGACGACUUGGAGAACUAGCUACACUGAUUUUAAGGUUAUC
Cuscuta europaea is the source of this 4756-nucleotide messenger RNA. The record is from the annotation of a GenBank genome assembly. Lineage: Eukaryota; Viridiplantae; Streptophyta; Magnoliopsida; Solanales; Convolvulaceae.